This is a messenger RNA of Pristis pectinata (smalltooth sawfish), 1187 nucleotides long. Its product is annotated as serine/arginine-rich splicing factor 5-like. Gene Ontology annotation, molecular function: mRNA binding. Lineage: Eukaryota; Metazoa; Chordata; Chondrichthyes; Rhinopristiformes; Pristidae. The record is from RefSeq and is a predicted model, not a curated record. The coding region runs from base 32 to 856 and encodes 274 amino acids. The transcript is spliced from 8 exons. Gene Ontology annotation, cellular component: cytoplasm; ribonucleoprotein complex; nucleus.
GUCAGUUGAGCGGAGCGUCCGAGUAGAUACAAUGAGCUCCCGUGUGUUUAUUGGUCGACUGAGUCCUCAUGCCAGAGAGAGAGAUGUGGAGAAAUUCUUUAAAGGAUAUGGGCGAAUAAAAGAAAUUGAUUUGAAAAAUGGGUUUGGAUUUGUGGAAUUUGAAGAUCACAGGGAUGCAGAUGAUGCCGUUUAUGAACUGGAUGGAAAAGAACUGUGUAGUGAAAGAGUUACAGUUGAACAUGCAAGAGCACGACCUAGAGGGGGGCGUGGAGGAGGACGCUAUCAAGGUCGCUUUAGCCCACGGCGCCCACGAAGUGAGGCAAGGAAUGGGCCUCCAGUACGCACGGAGAACAGACUGAUAGUUGAGAAUUUGUCCUCAAGGGUUAGUUGGCAGGAUCUGAAAGAUUUCAUGAGACAGGCUGGAGAAGUUACCUUUGCAGAUGCACACAGGCACAAAAUGAAUGAAGGGGUGGUGGAGUUUGCCUCGUACAGUGACUUGAAGAAUGCAGUUGAUAAACUGUCUGGCACAGAAAUAAAUGGAAGAAAGAUCAGACUGAUUGAGGAACCUAAACAUCACAGGUCUCGCAGCAGGUCACGUUCACGUAGCCGCACGUAUUCCAGGUCUCGUAGUCGUUCUCGCUCUAGGAGCCGAAAAUCCUACAGUAGAUCAAAGAGUAGAAGCCGCAGUAAAUCCCGUUCUCGCAGUAGAUCCCGUGCCCCAGCCAGGGAACAAAAAGUUCAUUCGCCUUCGCCAUCCAAAUCUCCCGCCUCAUUGGAGCGGCCGCGGUCUCGGUCUCGAUCUCGCUCACGUUCUCGGUCAAUGUCAAGGUCACCUUCUGGUGCAAGUGCAGAUUAAGCUAAGGGUGUUAUAACAAAAGUGGACUUUUACCCAAGUAAAUAAAAGUUGUAGAAAAUAGUUCAUGUCAAAGGACAUAUGAAACUUAAUUUGUUUGCUUGGGACCAGAGUGUCUGCAAUUCUUGGAAGUAUGUUUGAAUUGUAUUGUUUACAUAUGCAGUCCUUCCAAACAAAAAAGUGUAUGCACAAGAUACCCAUUUAUUCCACCAAAAUGUGCAAUUAAUGACUUCAAAGAUGCAUCUAAAUUUGUAUUGAACCACACUUUUCCUGGGAUAAAUAUUGUAUUUCAUUACAUUAUGUUGUUUUUCUUUAAAUAAAAGUUGCAAACCUA